Alnus glutinosa is the source of this 2639-nucleotide messenger RNA. Its product is annotated as MDIS1-interacting receptor like kinase 2-like. The coding region runs from base 28 to 2508 and encodes 826 amino acids. Gene Ontology annotation, cellular component: plasma membrane. The transcript is spliced from 2 exons. The record is from RefSeq and is a predicted model, not a curated record. Gene Ontology annotation, molecular function: ATP binding; protein binding; protein kinase activity. Gene Ontology annotation, biological process: protein phosphorylation. NCBI's taxonomy places the organism in Eukaryota, Viridiplantae, Streptophyta, Magnoliopsida, Fagales, Betulaceae.
UCAUUAUACACUUGUAAUUAAUUAAGCAUGGUGUUCAUUGCAUGGGCUACCUGUUUCUUCCUCUAUGCAGCUCACUUUGUUGCAGCAUCUCAAUCCUCAGCACUACAACUAGAAGCAAGUGCCUUGCUCGCGAGUGGGUGGUGGAGAAGCACCAAUAACACCAACGAUACCUCAAGUCGUUGCGAGUGGCUUGGUAUUACUUGCAAUGCUGCUGGAAGCGUCACAAAGAUUGUCAUGAGCCCUAGUGCUAGUUUCUAUUUGGGAGGUGAGAUGUCAAAACUCAACCUCUCUUGCUUUCCAAAUUUAGUCAGCCUUGAUCUUUCUGGAAAUGCACUUAACGGGAGUAUCCCAGUCGAGAUAGGUACUCUAUCCAAACUCACCUACCUUGAUCUGUCCUAUAAUGCUCUGACAGGUACAAUCCCUUCCACUUUGGGUGAUUUAACUAAUUUGGAAGUUUUGUAUCUUUAUUCCAAUCAAAUCAAUGGUCCAAUCCCUUCCACUUUGGGUCAUUUAACUAAUUUGAAAUAUUUGUAUCUUUAUUCCAAUCAAAUCACUGGUCCAAUCCCUUCCACUUUGGGUAGUUUAACUAAUUUGGAAUAUUUGUAUCUUGAUUACAAUCAAAUCACUGGUCCAAUCCCUUCCACUUUGGGUAAUUUAACUCGUUUGAAAGAAUUGUAUCUUCAAUCCAAUCAAAUCACUGGUCAAAUCCCUUCCACUUUGGGUAAUUUAACCAAUUUGGAAUAUUUGUUUCUUGGUUCCAAUCAAAUUACUGGUCCAAUCCCUUCCACUUUGGGUCAUUUAACUAAUUUGAAAUAUUUGUAUCUUUAUUCCAAUCAAAUCAUUGGUCCAAUCCCUUCCACUUUGGGUGAUUUAACUAAUUUGGAACAUUUGGAUCUUGAUUACAAUCAAAUCAAUAGUCCAAUCCCUUCCACUUUGGGUGAUUUAACUAAUUUGGAAGUUUUGUAUCUUUAUUCCAAUCAAAUCAAUGGUCCAAUCCCUUCCACUUUGGGUAAUUUAACUAAUUUGAAAGUUUUGUAUCUUUAUUCCAACCAAAUCAAUGGUCCAAUCCCUUCCACUUUGAGUAAUUUAACUAAUUUGGAAUAUUUGUAUCUUGAUUACAAUCAAAUCACUGGUCCAAUCCCUUCCACUUUGGGUAAUUUAACUCGUUUGAAAGAAUUGUAUCUUCAAUCCAAUCAAAUCAAUGGUUCCAUUCCCCCAGAACUAGGAAACCUUCGUUCGUUGGAAAAUCUUGACCUUAGUCAUAACUUUAUUAGUGGAGAAGCACUUGUUGAACUUGGGUUUAUUGACAAUUUACGGAGCUUGGAUAUCAGCUACAAUAAUCUUACCGGCAAUAUUCCCAAUAGUUACGUUUCUAUUCAAACAGUCAACUUGUCAUACAAUUCUUUGACAGGUUCAAUUCCAACUCGUAACAAAUCAAUUGUAACCAAAGCAAAAAUUUGUAUUCCCAUCGCCAUUUCCCUUGUAUUCUUAGUUCUUGGGGGCUUUCUCUUAUGCCGACACAUGUUCAAGAAACCCCAAUUUGAGUCAAGAAAAGAAACAAAACAUGGGAACUUGUUCUCGAUAUGGAAUUAUGAUGGACAUAUUGCAUAUGAAGACAUCAUUGAAGCAACCGAGGACUUUGAUAUAAAAUACUGUAUUGGAGUCGGUGGUUAUGGCAGUGUUUACAAAGCAAAAUUACCAUGCGGAAAAGUGAUUGCCUUGAAAAAACUUCAUCGGUUGGAGGCUGAGAACCCAACUUUUGAUAUGAGUUUCAGAAACGAGGUAAAAGUGUUAACAGAGAUUCGACAUCGAAACAUUAUAAAACUUCAUGGGUUCUGUUUACAUAAGCGAUGCAUGUUUCUGGUUUACGAGUACAUGGAAAGGGGAAGCCUAUUUUGUAUCCUAAAUAAUGAUGUUGAAGCGAUAGAAUUGGAUUGGAGUAAGAGAUUAAACAUCAUCAAAGGCACUGCCCACGCUUUAUCUUACAUGCAUCAUGAAUGCAUUCCAGCAAUUGUUCAUCGAGAUAUAACAAGCAACAAUAUUUUACUGAACAAUAAACUAGAGGCUUUUGUCUCUGACUUUGGUACAGCUAAGCUCCUUGAUCCUGAUUCCUCCAACCAAACGUUAGUUGCUGGCACUUACGGUUACAUUGCCCCAGAGUUGGCUUAUACCAUGAAAGUUAUUGAAAAAUGCGAUGUUUAUAGCUUUGGAGUUGUGGCACUGGAAAUAAUAAUGGGAAGACAUCCAACGGAACUUCUGGCUUCAUUAUCAUCAUCGUCUUCUCAAAACACGAUGUUACAUGAAAUAUUAGACCAACGUUUGCCACCUCCCAAUCAUUUGGUUGCACAAGAUAUUUUCCUUGUCGCUACAAUAGCAUUUGCAUGCCUACACGAAAAACCAAAGUCUCGGCCUACAAUGAAAUGCGUGUCUCAAGAAUUUCUUUCUCAAAAGAAGCCAAUACCCAAGCCUUUACAAGCAUUUUCGUUAUGGCAGCUAAGGAACCAAUAAAUGUAUCUAGUUUGAUCAAGGGGAGAUACUCAAUUAUGAAGUGUUUGUUUCUAGGCCGAGUAUCAUGCGAUUUGUGGAACUUAUAUAUUUAUAAUAAAUGUUGUGCAGCACAAUAGUAAUGCCAUGAAUUA